Molecule: messenger RNA, 1671 nt
Organism: Anopheles maculipalpis
Lineage: Eukaryota; Metazoa; Arthropoda; Insecta; Diptera; Culicidae
Product: xylulose kinase
Exons: 4
Coding region: 1-1671 (556 amino acids)
Biological process (GO): xylulose metabolic process; D-xylose metabolic process
Cellular component (GO): cytosol
Molecular function (GO): D-xylulokinase activity
Source: RefSeq, a predicted model, not a curated record
AUGCAGUCUGCAAACGAAACCUAUCUUGGGCUGGACCUAAGCACCCAAAAGCUAAAAGCCGUUUUGCUGAACGCAAAUCUGGAGAAUGUUGCACACGCGGAAGUGAAGUUUGACUCAGACCUGCCUGAAUUUCGAACCACCGGUGGCGUGAACGCAGGAACGGCGAAAAAUGAAUUUUACGUCCAACCGGUCAUGUGGAUCAAGGCGCUCGAUAUGGUACUGGACCGGAUAGUCGUACAGGGUGCCGACCUAAGCACCGUCGUCGCACUGAGCGGUUCCGCACAACAGCACGGUUCCCUCUACUGGUCACGGUCCGGUAUCGAAACGCUCCGCAAUCUAGACGCGGACAAGUUUCUCCACACGCAGCUAGACGAUUCCGCCUUCACCGUCCACCGGACACCAAUCUGGAUGGAUGGUACAACCGGGCGGCAGUGCGAGGAGAUGGAAACCGGGGUCGGUGGCCGGGAGCGCAUGGUGCAGAUAACCGGUUCCCGGUGUUACGAACGGUUUACCGGGCCACAGAUAAGGCGCAUCUUUCAGCAACGGCCCGACUGUUAUCGCAACACGGAGCGCAUAUCGUUGGUGAGCAGCUUUCUCGCGUCCGUCUUUCUUGGCGAUGUGGCGCCGAUCGAUUGUUCGGACGGGUCCGGGAUGAAUCUGCUGGACGUGCGUACCCGGGACUGGUCGGACGAAUGUUUGGCCGCGUGUGCGCCCGGGUUGCGUGCGAAGCUGGGUGAACCCGUGCCGGCUGCUACGAUCAUCGGUGCGAUUGGUUCGUUUUUUGUGCAGCGUUACAACUUCAACACGGCCUGCCGGGUGGUGGCGUUCACCGGGGACAAUCUGUCGGCGCUUGCCGGAAUGAACGUGGGAAAGGACUGGUUAGCUUUGUCGCUCGGUACGAGCGACACGGUGAUGAUGAAGUUGAACGCGCCAUCGAAUCUGCAGGAGGGUCACGUGAUGGUACACCCAACGGAUGAUGGUUUUAUGGGUUUGCUGUGCUUCCGGAAUGGUUCGCUGGUGCGCGAUAUCUUCAAGCGUGCCGAAGCAAACGAUAAUUGGGAGAAUUUUAGCGAACUGCUCGACUCAACACCCCGUGGCAACUUUGGCAACCUGGCGCUACACUUCCUCUCGAAGGAAAUACUACCCCCGGUGAAGGGAUCGCUGCGCUGGAACAAAAACUCCAACCUGACCAGUGUGGAACUGGCAAAGGGCGUUCUCAAGUACAGCUCACCGCAGACCGAAAUUCGCGCCCUGGUCGAGGGACAAAUGCUAACGCGGAAAACGUAUGCAACCGAGAUGGGAUUUAGCUUUGGCGAGAAUACGAAGAUACUAGCGACCGGUGGUGCAUCGGCCAACCGGUCGAUUCUGCAGGUCGCGUCCGAUGUGUUUAAUGCGCCCGUAUACACGCAAAGAACGACGGAGGCAGCACUGAUCGGGGCUGCGUUUCGCGCGAAGUACGUGCUGAGCGUAGCGCGCGCAAAGGAAAGCCCGUGCGGCGACGGCAAGGGUGUGACGAAUGCGCCUGGACCGUACUAUGACUUCAUUGCCAAUCUGCUGCCUCACUCGGUAACGCGUGUGUGCGAUCCGAGCAAGGAUAGUGAGGAAAUCUAUGGUGCAAUGGUCGAGCGAUACCGGGCUAUGGUUAGCUUCAUGAUGGAGCAGCAGGAUUAG